Eucalyptus grandis is the source of this 600-nucleotide messenger RNA. RefSeq lists its product as uncharacterized. Bases 1 to 600 code for a protein of 199 amino acids. NCBI's taxonomy places the organism in Eukaryota, Viridiplantae, Streptophyta, Magnoliopsida, Myrtales, Myrtaceae. The transcript has 2 exons. The record is from RefSeq and is a predicted model, not a curated record.
AUGUCUGUAGAUCAGUACGAAGCAAAGUUUGCAGAGUUGUCUCAGUAUGCACUAAGAUUGAUCGAGGAUCCGGUAGACCGAGUAAGAAGAUUUCAGGAUGGACUCAGACCGGAGUUGAAGAAUCCGCCGGUACUAUUCAAUCUAAAGGACUACAAUGAUUUGUAUGAACGAGCUCAGUUGAUAGAGAGGAACCUGAACGAACAAGUCGCUGCAUCUAGGUUGCGGUUCGGGUCGAACAAGGAUGGAAGUUGGUUCGGAAAGAAGCCUAUGACUGGAGGAAAGUACCCUAUUCCGCCCAAUAAAAAGGGUGGAAUUGGAAAGUCAGCACCCAACCAAAACAAUGUGACAAUCAAGAAUAAGUACCCACUACCAAGGAUUGACGACCUGUUUGACCAGCUACAGGGAGCGUCGAUAUUUUCUAAGAUUGACCCGAGGACAAGGUACCAUCAGCUGAGGAUUAGGAAGGAAGACAUAUCGAAGACAGUGGUUCGUACGCGUUACAAUCAUUAUGAGUUCACCGUGAUACCGUUUGGUUUGACUAAUGCCUCAACUGCUUUCAUGGAUUUGAUGAACCGAGUAUUCAAGGAGUACCUGGAUUAG